Myxocyprinus asiaticus (Chinese sucker) is the source of this 3774-nucleotide messenger RNA. RefSeq names its product potassium voltage-gated channel subfamily G member 3-like. Gene Ontology annotation, cellular component: voltage-gated potassium channel complex; membrane. The transcript has 3 exons. Gene Ontology annotation, molecular function: delayed rectifier potassium channel activity; protein binding. Bases 234 to 1523 code for a protein of 429 amino acids. NCBI's taxonomy places the organism in Eukaryota, Metazoa, Chordata, Actinopteri, Cypriniformes, Catostomidae. Gene Ontology annotation, biological process: potassium ion transmembrane transport; protein homooligomerization. The record is from RefSeq and is a predicted model, not a curated record.
CACUUUUCCACGGUUCUUGAAAGUGACGCGCGCGCGCUCAGUCUGGCACAAAUCUUUAUUUAUUCUGAAAUAUUGUGCGCCAGCUGUUUUGGGGCGCGAGUUUGGAGCUGUUUGGCGUUAUUUUCUUACUGCUUACAAAAAUGCAUUGAAUUUGAACUAUGACUAUCAUUGAGCCAAAUUGUGCGUCAUUUCUCUCUUUUUCGCUUCAAUCGGUUGAGCCGAUCUGAUCCAAAAUGAAGUUUGGGAAGAAUAUAUGUAUCCUAAAUGUUGGUGGUACCAAGUAUGCUUUCACAAGAGAAGUUAUUAAGGAUUUUCCUCUCCGAAGAGUGAGCAGACUACACAGCUGUUCCUCUGAAAAAGAGGUCUUGGAGGUAUGUGACGAUUAUGACCGCGAGAGAAACGAGUUUUUCUUCGACAGGCACUCCGAGGCGUUUGUGUUCAUCAUGCUUUAUGUCCGAUCUGGAAAGCUCAGGUUUGUCCCGCAGAUGUGCGAGCUUUCGUUUUAUAACGAAAUGAUCUACUGGGGUUUGGAGAGCUCACAUUUGGAGUUUUGCUGCCAGCGACGGCUGGAGGAUAGAAUGUCGGACACAUUCACGUACUUUUCAGAGGAGGACAUCAAGGCAGAGGUGGAGUCCAGAGGUGAGGAGGAACAGGUCGGCAGGCUCGGGAACGCGCCGUGGCUGGAGAGGAUGAGAAGGACUUUUGAGGAGCCAGCUUCCUCAGUCGCGGCGCAGAUCCUUGCGUCGGUGUCAGUGAUUUUUGUGAUUACGUCUAUGGUCAUCCUUUGUGCAAGUACUCUGCCGGACUGGGAUACAGCAAAAAACAAUUCAGUGGAGGAACACAGGUACAUGCAUAACUUCAACAUCUAUCCAUCCUUGAUUAUCGAGGCAGUAUGCAUUGGCUGGUUUACUGCCGAAUGCAUAGUGCGCUUCAUUGUCUCACGGGACAAAUGUGAGUUUGUGCGCCGCCCCCUUAAUAUUAUUGACCUGCUGGCAAUCACUCCUUACUAUGUGUCUGUCACUAUGACAGCGCUGACAGGAGAGAACCCUCAGCUACAGCGAGCAGGAGUCACCUUGCGCGUACUACGAAUAAUGCGCAUCUUUUGGCUAAUUAAGUUGGCACGCCACUUCCUCGGUCUGCAGACACUGGGGCUGACGCUGCGCAGGUGCUACCGUGAGAUGGUCAUGCUGCUGGUGUUUGUCUGUGUUGCAAUGGCAAUAUUCAGUGCCCUGGCACAGCUGUUGGAGCAUGGACUUGACCUGGAGACUAGCAAUGAGGACUACGCCAGUAUCCCGGCAGCCUGCUGGUGGGUUAUUAUCUCCAUGACGACCGUCGGCUAUGGAGACAUGUACCCCAUCACCAUUCCGGGACGCGUGCUGGGUGGCGUGUGUGUCGUGAGUGGUAUUGUGCUGCUGGCUCUGCCCAUUACGUUUAUCUACCAUAGCUUUGUACAGUGCUACCACGAGCUCAAAUUCCGCUCAGCACGCUGCAUGCGAAGUCUCUCCUCUGAGUUUCUCAACUGACUGUAAAGUUGUUCAUCCUGAGAUCCUCGGAACGUGCUGGUCUUCAGCUUAGUAACAUCACCUGCUCUUAUGUGCCUUUAUUUUAUAACAUCAAAAACUGUACGCUCUAAAAUACAUUGAUUAUGACAAGGAACACACUACUUGUCCGGGUGAAAACUUCAGACAUAUGUAAUAACAUAAGUACCUCUUUAUUGAAGGACGUGUUCUUUGGACAAUACAGGCAUCAUGUUCAAACUUUCUCCAUCUCGGAACCAACAGAAAACAAUGAAUUAAAGAAAAAAACCCCAGCUUAAAGUGCACAAAAAAAAAAGAAAAAAAAAAAAAGCAUUAAGAUCCGAAGGAUUUGCACUAGCCAAUGUUUGUGUUGUAAACCCACGCCUGUGUGAACGAACAAAACUGAUCCAACAGCGUCAAAUAACUGUCCAUUAAAUAAAACAGACAACAGUGGCAUUUGACAACUACAGAUGGUCAGGCUGCCUGAAACAGGCAUCUGGCGAGACCUUGUGUCCUAACAGCGCUCUAGAAGGAGCUCAUACAUGUUCGUGUUUCCAUGGAGAGGUCCAUCCAACUUGUUAAAUCAUUAAUUCAGCUCCAUGGCUCUGUAAGCUCUCAAAAAAAAAAAAAAAAAAAAAAUGCAAGGAGAACAAAAGCAAAAGGUUUAAGGGGUUGGAGAGUGUUUGGAGUGGCAUAAUAGAAGCAUUUGAGCACGAUAUGAAAGUGAAUACUGUGAAACUCAUUCAUUUGUUUUGAUAAGAAAAGCGACUCACGAAUGUGAAAUUUCAAAUAAAUUGUAUCCUUGUCUUGAUCAUAGAAUGGUAGUUAACAUUACUAGUCACAAAAAAACAAACAUCAGCUGUUCCACCAGACAGCGACAGAUCUGCAACCUGUCCAUACAUGAGUGUGUGAAUCAAGAGGCAUUAACUAAAUUGAUUAGCAAACACCUCACCCACACACUCACCAGUAGGAGGGCUGUCACUCGCUUCCUUCCUCCUCUUUAAAUACAAGCACAUAAUCAAACCCUUUUUCCCUCAUUCCAGGAACUUUCUGACUUUAUGCGUCUUUAUAAAAUGAAAAAAUGAAUUUUGGGUCAUAUUUAAUAAGAUAUGCUAUUGGGGGACAUACUUUACAUUUUUAAUAGUAUUAUGUUAUUAUGGAAAUAAAAUAGAUAUAAAAGUAACAUUAUUAAAAGGCUAGAAAGCUUACAGAAUUUUGCUAAAGCUAAACUGAUCAUGAUGCUGAUGUAAAAAAGCAAGAUAGAUUGCAUUGUUCAAAAUUCAGGUUAUGCUCUAAUGACAUGAUUUGUCUUUAGCCUUAAUUGUCAUGCCAUAGAGAACUUCUUUUAAAUAAUUGCACAAACAUUGAUUUAUGUCACAUCAAGCAGAUUUUAUGCUUGCAUUUGUAAGGAGAUGUAUGCCUUCAUGUCUGUUUCAUUUCAUAGCUAUGAAGCAGCAGGGAUGUUGCAGUUUUAUGCUUCAAUGUAUUUGUGGCUAUUUGAGAAGGGGGUGUUAAAGAUGCAAAUGAAAUCUUAUGUAGCUCUAUUCUGUGAUUUAAAAUGUAUUCUAACUGGUAAAAUCAACUAUGUGUAUGAAGAAAAUAAAGAAAUGUUUAUGGAUUUUAAGAAUGAUCUGUUUCGUUCACCAAUUAUUAUAGAAGUUCUAGAACACAAAUAGCUAAAUAGCCUACAUACAAACAUAAAUACAUGGUGAAAUGUAUUAAGCGUAUGUCUUUUUUAUUUUAUACAAAACAAAACAAAUAUGGCAUACAAAAGAAACUCAGGUGUAAUAGUUCACUAUACAAUUUGUGUGUGUGUGUGUGUGUGUGUGUAUGUGUUUAGUUUAUUGGAUUUUAGUUGAAGAAUUAAAAAAGUGGUUUACUCUUCACAAACUAGAUUUAUGUAGAUAUGGAACAGUGUGAUUUGUUUUAUUGAAAAACAAUUAUGACCAUUUACAUAUCAAUGACCACAAAGUAGGCCUAUAUUAAUUUACAAAAAGUAAAAAAAAAGAAAAAAAAAAAGAAAUGCUUACGCAUAUGGUGUUUUCCCAUAAUUGGAAGGAAAUUAAUAAGGAAAGACACAUUUGGUUGUAAUCCUUGUUUAUUAAAUAAAAAAAAUAAAUAAAUAAAUGAAUAAAAAAAAAACGGAUUAUAUACAUAUACAUCAUAUAAACAUAUACAACUCCCAACACAUGUAAAAUUAAAAAUAAAAGCUACAAUAAAGUGCCUCUUUUUUAUUUAUUUGCUUUUUUAUUUCUAA